Paramecium tetraurelia is the source of this 1515-nucleotide messenger RNA. RefSeq lists its product as uncharacterized. Lineage: Eukaryota; Ciliophora; Oligohymenophorea; Peniculida; Parameciidae. The record is from RefSeq and is a predicted model, not a curated record. The transcript is spliced from 4 exons.
AUGAGACUUAAAAUAAUUAUCCAUUACCAGAAUAAUUCAACUGAAAAUAUUGUGCUAGUUACCAAGCCUCAAUAAACUAUUGAAGAUUUAUGCAACCAUUUAUCUAAGACUUGCAAUAUUCAAAGUCCAUAAAUCUGGAUUGAAGGGUUUAGAGCAUUGAAUGAUUAAAUUGUUGAGAAUCUCGUAUUAAAUAGUGAAAUAAUACAGAUUGUUGAAGGAGUUGGAUCAUCAAAUAAAGUGGCAUAAAAAGAGACAAAAGUAAGAUAGAAGUAAAUAAUUUAAAAUUAAGACUGCAGCAGCGUAGAAGAUGAUAAGCAAGUUUAAAAAAAAUAGCCUUUGACUCAAGAUCAAAACUUAAAGUCUUAGCAUAUAAAAUCUAAUUUAAUUGUUCAACCUGGUUAGUUUUCAUCAAAGUCUUCAUUAAAAAUAAAACCAAAAAUACAGAAAAUCAUUUCCGAGUCAGAGUCUUCCUCUGAGGAUGUUCCGAUAAAGAAACCAUAAACAGCAAACAAAAUGUAAGCAGUAGUAUCAACCCCAGGGGAUGAAUUGAAAAAGAGUUAAGAAGAAUGGAGAAAGUCUUUUAUCAAAAGUGGCUAGAAAACAACAGAGCCGUAGAAAUCUCAAUAAAAUAAAUUUAAUGUUAAUUUUAACCCUAUAUAAUCUAAUGCUUCAUAAAAUCCUGUAAGUUAAACUCAAGAAAGAAAAUAGUAAUAAAGUGGUUAAACCACAUAAAAUACAAAGUUAAACGAAUAUAUUAAAUUAUCUAUCUCACAUAUAAAGGAUGACCCGACUUUAAUUGAAAAAAAUGACGAAAUAUUUUUUAAGUACAAUUAUCUAGAUAUUUAACUAUGCUAACCUACAGUUAGUAAUUUAUUAUAAGGAAAGGUUUAGGACAACCAACAAAAAGAUAAAAAAUUAAUAAUUUUAACAAAAUAAGGCGAUAGAUUAUCAAUAUAUUAUAGUGAAAUCUAAGAAUUGCAAAUUAAUCUAGCAACAGUUUAAUCAUAAACCAGAAAAUUGGCAAUAAAAGUUUUAUCAGAAGGUGUUGAUAGUAAAUAAUAAUAAUAAAAAUAAUAAUAAUAACCGUAAUAAUAGUAAUAAUAAUAAGAAUAAUAAUAAUAAUAAUAAUAAUAAUAACAAUAAUAAUAAUAAAAAGAUUAAUCUGAUACUAAUAUUAAUAAUACUUCAUAAUAAUAAAAGGAAGUUAUAGAUCCAUUUGCCAUUGGCUAAUAAAUUAAUUAUUAUUAUAGCGAUAAGAACUAUUCAAAAGAUGAUUUUAUCUUAUAACACUCAGCUUAAAAUCCGGAAAAAUUUAUGCUAUUUAAAUUAUUAUUGAAUUUUCCAAAAGUUAAAUCAAAAAUUAAAAGUGAAGAUGAUUUAUUAGACAUUGUUCAAUUAUUCCAAAGGAAAACUUAGUAAGAUUUAGUGAAUUUUGAAAUAAAGAAAAACGAUGAAGGAUAAUAUAUGAUUAGAAAGAAGUAAAUUUAAUGAGAAUUUCUGUAUUUAUAAUACAUU